Plasmodium fragile is the source of this 1674-nucleotide messenger RNA. Its product is annotated as methionine aminopeptidase, type II. The record is from RefSeq and is a predicted model, not a curated record. NCBI's taxonomy places the organism in Eukaryota, Apicomplexa, Aconoidasida, Haemosporida, Plasmodiidae. The transcript has a single exon. Gene Ontology annotation, biological process: proteolysis. Bases 1 to 1674 code for a protein of 557 amino acids. Gene Ontology annotation, molecular function: metalloaminopeptidase activity.
AUGAACAGGAGUAACAAAGGGGGGGCGAAGGGCAGCACCACUAGCGCGAAGAAGAAACCCACGCAGAACAAUGACAAGAACAAAGGGGCCAAAAGCGGCGGGGUUCAGGGUUUAGGGAAUAAGACGACAACCCAGGAGAAGAACGAAAAGAGGGAGUGCGCCGAUGUGCAUGAGGUGAACGAGGAAACUACCAACGGGGAAGCGAUGAACAAAGAAACGGCGAACAAGGCAACUUCAAACAAGGGGGCCGCCAAUAAAGGUGCCGCGAAUAAGGGUGCAGCCAACAAAGGAAACGGUGGCAAGACACCCGCGAAGAAGGGCAAGAAGAAGGUGGACAAGCUGGACCUCAUUCUGAACGAAUUCAAAAACGAAAUAAACCAAGGGGGACCCCAACAAAAUGGCCAGCACGGAGCAGAAGACGAAGCUGCAGCGGUAGAGGCGGAGGAGAAAUACAAAAUAGACUUUGACGAAUUCGAAAUUGAAAAAAUAAAAAAAAACAUCACCCUGAAAGAACACCUAAUGGAGGAGCAAAAUAAUAGCCACAUAAGAUUAUUAAACAAUUGGCCCCAAGUAGAAAAGAGCAUACAAACGAGCCCAGCAACGAUACCAAUUGAAAUGGUGUACCAAGGAAAAAACUACCCAGUUGGAGAAAUUCAAAAUUAUAAACAUGUCCUUAGUGGAAAAACACUACAAGAAAAAAAAGAGGUCGAAAAAUUAAAUGCGGAUUAUUAUGAAGAUUUAAGAAAAGCUGCAGAGUGUCAUAGACAAGUGAGAAAAUACAUACAGUCGUAUGUCCAACCGGGAAGAAAAAUGAUUGACAUAGUAAAAGAGACAGAGAAGAAAACAAAAGAGUUAAUUUUGUCUCAUAAGUUAAAUUGUGGGUGGGGGUUCCCAACAGGAUGUUCAUUAAACAAUUGUGCAGCUCAUUACACUCCUAAUUAUGGAGACGAAACUGUUUUAAAAUAUGAUGAUGUUUGUAAGUUAGAUUUUGGAGUACAUGUUAAUGGCUACAUAAUCGAUUGUGCUUUUACUAUUGCCUUCAACGAAAAGUAUGAUAAUCUUAUUAAGGCCACGCAGGAUGGAACAAACACAGGUAUUAGGGAGGCAGGAAUUGAUGCCAGAAUGUGCGACAUAGGAGAAGCAAUACAGGAAGCUAUCGAGUCAUACGAACUAGAAUUAAACCAAAAGAUUUAUCCCAUUAAAGCUAUUUCAAAUCUCAGAGGACACUCCAUUAAUAAGUAUAUUAUUCAUGGAGGGAAAUGUGUCCCCAUUGUCAAACAGAAAGAAAAAAAUGAAAUAAUGGAAGAGGGGGAAUUAUUUGCUAUUGAAACAUUUGCGUCCACAGGAAAGGGUUUUGUUACCCACGAUAAUGAAUGCUCCCAUUACAUGAGAAACCCAGAUAAACAAUUUGUGCCCAUUAGAUUAAAUUCUGCAAAGACCUUGUUAAAAGUUAUUAACGACAAUUUUGAUACCCUUCCCUUUUGUCAUAGAUGGCUAGAUGACUUGGGACAGAAGAGACAUUUUAUGGCCCUAAAAACGCUUGUAGAUUUAAACAUCGUGGAGCCGUAUCCACCCCUGUGUGAUGUGAAGAACUCCUUUACGUCUCAAAUGGAGCACACCAUUUUGCUGCGCCCAACGUGUAAAGAAGUUUUGUCUCGGGGCCCAGACUUUUGA